AUGGAAUCGCUCUCUUGCAGCCAGUGCUCUCGCCAGUACGCUAGCUAUAGUGCAUACAACAGACACCGAAAGACCCACGACCGCACGCGCUGGCACUCCUGCGACAUCUGCGACCUGCAGUUCUCGCGCAGCGAUGUGCUCCAUCGUCACAAACAGAUCCACGGCGAGUCCAGUGGUGGGAGCAAUAGCGUUCGACAGCGGUCGAUCCGGGCGUGCGACGAGUGUCGCCGGGGUAAGAUCCGGUGUGACAACGGCAAUCCGUGUCGCAACUGUCUCAAGGCUGGCAAGGCCUGUGCGUAUCGCAUGAAGUCGACUCGUCCCAGUGUCCGCGACUUUCCGAAGCGCAGUGCUGCUAACAAGUCUCGAUCUGAGGCUGCUACGUCUGCCACCGUCACGACGGCCUCCUCUUCAUCGCAAAAUGAGAGCUUGAUUUCGACUAUGCUGAGUCCGGCUUCGGCCCUGGAGCCCGCUACCGGGGCCCCUAAUCUGCUAUCGCAAGCAGCAGCGCAACCGGUGGUGGAUUUCGAGUCGUUGUUACCAGUACCGCUGCCUGAAACUAAUGCGGUGCCGUUGUGGUCGGGGCCUCAGAUUAACACAGCAGGAAAGUUGAAUGGGCUUGGGCUGGAUUGGAAUGGAAGUCUCGGUAAGGAUGCUUCAUUCACACAUAUUGGCGACAUAUCUAUGGCCCCUGGGCUUGGGGCGGACCUUUCGAAUAGUUACAUGGCCGGCCCGACGAAAAGCAUGGGAUACAUGCCCAGCAUCAUCCCACCAGCAGCGACGCAACGCAAACCCCCAGAAGUUGUCCACGGAAUCGUACAAGAAGCGGUCGAUGAUUUCCAGCAGUUCCCCAUGAAUGACGUUGUUUUCCGCUGCCGCAAAAGGCGAGCCCUGUCCCAACUCUUUGAUUCUUCUUUCGGUGGCUUGGACGCGCCAAAGAGCGCAAGCCAUGUUCUACAUUCAUUUGUUACAUGCUUCUUCGACGAAUUCCAUCAUAUGUGGCCUAUAAUGUGGCGGCAGGGGUUUGAUUAUGACGCAGUUGAGCCCUUGCUCUACCUCACAAUGACCUCCAUCGGAGCCAUCUACGCUGGGACUUCUCGGGCGAAGGCGUAUGGCAUGUCCAUGCUGCACUCGUUAAAGGCAGCGGUUGUCAGUGCGUGCCUAGCAUGUCCAGAGCACGAGGACAAGCUGGAUCAGAUAUUCGAAGCCCUUCUUUUACUCGCAAUUGCAUCGCUGCACUUGGGCCAUGCCCGGACACCCAAGUAUAUCCACCAGGCAAGGGCUGUGCUGGCCUCCCACGCGCGAAGAGUCAAUCUUUUCAGCGAGACACCAGCACCAGACAGCCAAUACGACGGGGAGGAAAGCCUGACGAGAUGGAUCAAACUGGAGCGGAAACGACGGAUGGCAUUCGCCUUUUUGCGGUGGGAGGCCAUAUCAAGCAUUCUUCUAAACACAUCGCCCCAGCUUUCAUGCGAAGAACUGUGCCUGAAGAUCCCCUGUAAUCAGGAACUCUGGCUCUAUGUCGGACCAGACUGGCGCGAGAGACUGCUGACUGCACGCCAGGAGGCGGCCUUUCAUCCCAUGUAUGCAGAGCUCUUCUGGCACCUGCACGGGAGUGGAACUGGCAGUCUCAGUCUCACUCCUCUUUCGGCUCCCAUCCAUGAAUUGAUGCUUUACGGACUUCACCUGCCACUGGGGACGACACCUUUACAUACCCAGCAUGCCUUGCGAUCGCCUGAUUGGGAGUCCGUUAAAAGAAUGCUGAAUCCGAUCUCCCUAUACGACCGCGAGAACCUCUCAGCCUGGCUCCUGUACCACCUCGCAUACAUCCGAAUCCACUCUAACAUGAAUUUAUUUAAAAUCCCAUCCACAGAUUCAGACGUCUCUACCGCUCCAUUCGAGCAACAAAGAAUCAACGACUUAACCUGCUGGUCCACAACGACUUCCGCCAAAGUCGCCCUGUACCACGCAUGCCAGAUAUGGUACCUCAUCACCGCAACACUCCAACAAGACGACCUCGUAACACCCUACUUCCCAAACCAACGAGCCGCCUCGCAACAUAACAUCGUCGCCAUAAUAUGCCUGUAUUACGCCGGAGUCGUCAUGCGGACCAUGGCUGAUCUGUGUCCUACCAUUGACGCGCAAAUCUUACAGCCAAGGCACAUCAUGGGCGAGACUCUCCUUACGAGCUAUAACAUCCAUGUGGAAAUACAGAAGCUAGGCGAUGUAGCUUCGAGACUUUGUCCUUCCUCUGAGGAAACUUCUUGGCUUGUUACUGAGAUCAAAGCACUAUCCUUGGGGGGCUGGUUAGCUACUUCUCCCGCUGUGGAUAUCUGGGAACUGUAG
Aspergillus puulaauensis is the source of this 2343-nucleotide messenger RNA. Its product is annotated as Zn(II)2Cys6 transcription factor domain-containing protein. Gene Ontology annotation, molecular function: zinc ion binding; DNA-binding transcription factor activity, RNA polymerase II-specific; DNA binding. Lineage: Eukaryota; Fungi; Ascomycota; Eurotiomycetes; Eurotiales; Aspergillaceae. The transcript has a single exon. Gene Ontology annotation, biological process: DNA-templated transcription; regulation of DNA-templated transcription. The record is from RefSeq and is a predicted model, not a curated record. Bases 1 to 2343 code for a protein of 780 amino acids.